GGCAGAAGGGCGGCUGCUCUGAGCUUUGCUCAGGCUUCUUGUCUUCCUCUGGGGUAAGUUACCACUGACUGACUAACGAAAAGACGGAGAUUUAGGUAAGAUGUUAGGCAGAAAUUCUUUACGUAGAGGGCAGUGAGGCCCUGGCGCGGACUUUCCAGUGAAGCGGUGGGUGCCCCAACCCUGGGGGCAUUCAGGGCCAGGCUGGAUGGGGCCCUGGGCAGCCUGAGCUGCUGGGUGGCAGCCCUACCCACGGCAGUGGUUGAGGCUGCGUAGGCUUUAAGAUCCCUUCUAACCCAAGCCAUUGUGUGAUUCUAUGAAAGAAGGCGAUACCGUCCUGUCACCAAGAGGACAAAAAGCAGUCGGGCUUUAUCAGGGCACGGUAACACACAGACUCUGUGAGGAACGCGGGUAACGGGAACCCAACAGGCUGCCUCCUCGGUGCCCCCUCCCGCGGUCGUGCGCGGGCGGGCUCGGCUCCCCCCGCCCCGGCGCACACAGGGGUUAACAGCAGCGCCGAGCCGCGCCGCCCCUCGCCCGGCGGCCCCUCUCCACACCGCCCGGCUCCGCCAGCGUCGCCGCGCACAUGGCCCCGCCGCGGUCCUCACUGUUUUGGGGUGCAUAUUGACCACGUGUUUGGAGCUGCUCUUGAAUGAUAGGAGAAAGGGACUGAAGCAGAAGGGUGGCUCUCAUCUCCUAAAACCAUCAGGAUGUCUCAGCAGGGGUAGACCUACCUGCUGCCUUGAGCUGCUGUCCUUUUUUUAACCUCGUGGAUAGAGUGAAGAGAAACAGCACUGUGUCCAGGAGGAACUGAACACUGAAACAGUGGAGGUACUGCUCACAAGCAGGUGGCCAGACCAUGGGUGACAUACAGAAGGCUCAACCUCAUCAGGAAAGGCCUGCGAGAGCUGACUUGCACCCAUUCACCUCCAGAAGGCCCACUACAGAUACCCUCUGGGACCCUGAUGAAAGACCAGACUGCAAGCAGGAGCUGGAGAUGGAAAAUGAGAUGAAGCUGUCUUUUGGAAAGAGGCAGGGAAAGGGAGCUCCCCGUGUGAUGGCAGUGUGGGAGUGCGAGGAUGGUGGUGGCACUCCCAUUGGCAAGGUGGUCCUUGCUGGGGACAGACCAGACCCUCCUGUAUGUGGGAAUGGCACCAUUUGGAUUCAGCAGGUGGGAGAGAAAACCUAUGAUUGUCCCGAAUGUGGGAAGAACUUCAGCCGGAGCUCGUAUCUCAGCCAGCACCAGAGGAUCCACCUGGCAGAGAAACCCUUCAGCUGCUCUGAAUGUGGGAAGAGUUUCACGCGCAACUCGGACCUGAUCAAACACCAGCGGAUCCACACAGGUGAGAAGCCCUACCAGUGCAAUGAGUGUGAGAAGACCUUCAGCCAGAGGUCCAAUGUGAUCAGGCACCAGCGGACCCACACGGGAGAGAGACACUACCAGUGCAAUGAGUGCGGGAAGAGCUUCAGCCAGAACUCGCAUCUCGUCGUCCAUCAGAGAAGCCACAGAGGUGAGAAACCAUUUCACUGCCCCCGCUGUGAGAAAAGCUUCAGCGACCGCUCCUCCCUGAUCAUACACCGGAGGGUCCACACUGGAGAGAAACCCCACAAGUGCCAGGUAUGUGGGAAACGCUUCCGGGACAGCUCAGCCAUCAUUCGGCAUCAGAGGAUCCACACAGGAGAGAAACCCUACGAAUGCACCGAAUGUGGGAAGACCUUCCGCCAGAGUUCCUCGCUGGUGACCCACAUGCGGACGCAUACGGGAGAGAAACCCUACAAGUGCCCCGUGUGCGGGAAGAGCUUCAGCCAGAGCUCGGCACUCACCACGCAUCGCCGCAUCCACAGGGGAAAGGUGUUGCCCCUGUACCACGGCAGCCUCUUGCCCAGCCCCUACCAGUGUGCUGAGUGCGGCAGGCGGUGCAGCGACCACCCCUCUCUCAUCAAGCACCAGACCACGCACGUGGAGGAGCGGCCCUACAUCUGCGUGGAGUGUGGGGACAGCUUCCGUCGGAGCUCAGCACUCAAUGUCCACUUGAGGAUCCACCGCGGGGAGAGGCCCUACAAAUGUGAGGAAUGUGAGAAAACCUUCCGGCACAGCUCAGCUUUGGGCGCACACUUGAGGAUCCAUGCGGGAUCCAAGCCCUACGAGUGCGGCGGUGAGCGGCCCGGGCCGGGCCAGCUUCCCGUUCCCCUACACGCCGUACCGCAUCCAGGAGCAGUUCAUGGCAGCGCUGUACGCUGCGCUGGAGGCCGGGCGGAUAGGGAUCUUCGAGAGCCCCACGGGCACGGGAAAGUCGCUGAGCCUCAUCUGCGGGGCCCUCUCCUGGCUCCAAGACUUUGAGAAGAAGAAGCAGGAGGAGGAGGCACGGCUUCUGGCUCCAGAGGGCAGCGGGCAGGAAGAGAAGCAGACCCUGGCCUCUGGUGGGCUGGCGUGCCCAAACAGCAGGGAUGCAUCUGGGGAACCGGACUGGGUCACAGCGUUUGUGCAGAAGAAAGAAGAGCAGGAUUUGGUGCACAGACUGAAGGAAGAGCAGAUCAGGAGGAAAAAACGAGAAGAACGUCUUGAGAAAAUCCGCCAUAAUGUACAGUUAAAAUAUGCAGCAAAGAGGAAGAGAUCUGAGGAGGAUGAGACAAAGCGCCUCCUUCAGCUCAGCAAGGAGAUUCUGUCAGAGGGAGCUGGAGCAGCUGUCCCAGAGCAGCUGGAUCACAACGAGGAGGAGCUGAUUCUUGCUGAAUAUGAGAGUGACGAGGAAAAGAAAGUGGCAUCUGGGCUGGAGGAAGAUGAUGAUGAUGACUUGGAAGAAGAGCAUGUGACGAAGAUUUACUACUGCAGCCGCACUCAUUCCCAGCUGUCUCAGUUUGUGCAUGAAGUGCAGAAAAGUCCUUUUGGCAAAGACACGCGUCUGGUCUCCUUGGGAUCCAGGCAGAACCUGUGUGUGAAUGAGGAGGUGCGCCGCUUGGGGGCUCUGCAGCUCAUCAAUGACCGCUGCACGGAGAUGCAAAAGAACAAACAUGAAAAGAAGAGCGAUGCAGAGGUCGAAGGGAAGAAGAGACGUGUGAGUCGCACUGUGUGCCCAUUUUAUUCCUAUGAGCAAAUGCAGUUUCUCCGCGAUGAAGUUCUAGUGGAAGUGAAGGAUAUUGAGCAGUUGGUGACUCUGGGAAAGGAGACCAAAGCCUGCCCCUAUUAUGGGAGUCGAUACGCCAUUCCUGCUGCUCAGCUGGUGGUGCUGCCCUACCAGAUGCUCUUGCAUGAGGCCACCAGGAGCGCUGCGGGGAUCAUUCUGAAGGACCAGGUUGUAAUCAUCGACGAGGCCCACAACCUCAUAGACACCAUCACCUGUAUCUAUAGCGCGGAGGUCAGUGGCUCUCAGCUGUGCUGUGCCCACUCCCAGCUGCUGCAGUACAUGGAGCGAUACAGGAAACGUUUGAAGGCAAAGAACUUGAUGUACAUUAAGCAGAUCCUGUAUUUGCUGGAGCGGUUUGUAGUCAUGCUGGGAGGGAAUGUGAACCAAAAUCCUAGCUGCCAGGUAGUUUCCCAAACAGGGACAGAGCUGAAAUCCAUCAAUGACUUCCUCUUUCAGAGCCAGAUUGACAAUAUCAACCUCUUCAAGGUGCAGCGUUACUGUGAGAAGAGCCUCAUCAGUAGGAAGCUUUUUGGAUUUGUGGAGCGAUAUGGCAAUCCUGCCCCAGUUGUGAAGACCAACAAGGAGAACCAGAAGCUGGCUGGUUUGCAGAACUUUCUUAUGACUCUCCAGCAGGGAUCUUAUAAGGAGGGCCCUCUCCAGAGCCCUCCCGUGGAGGCUGACAGUGACCAGCUCCGAGCUGCCUCUCCUCUGAUGCACAUCGAGGGAUUUCUCUCAGCCCUCACAAACGCAAAUGAAGAUGGUCGAGUCAUUCUCAAUAGGCAAGGCACUAUUGGUCAGAGCAGCCUCAAAUUCCUCUUGCUGAAUCCAGCUGUCCACUUUGCCAAGGUGGUGAAAGAAUGUCGUGCUGUAAUCAUUGCUGGGGGCACCAUGCAGCCGGUGGCUGAUUUCCGAGAGCAGCUGCUGUCCUAUGCUGGUGUGGAUCCUGCACGCAUCGUGGAGUUCUCUUGUGGACAUGUGAUUCCUCCAGAAAACAUUUUACCCAUAAUCCUCUGUAGUGGUCCUUCCAACCAGCAGCUGGAGUUCACCUACCAGACAAGAGACCUGCCCCAGAUGAUGGAUGAGACAGGCCGAAUCCUCUGCAACCUGUGCAAUGUGGUCCCAGGGGGUGUGGUGUGCUUCUUCCCCUCCUAUGACUAUGAGAAGCAGGUGUAUGCGCACUGGGAGAAAACAGGGCUGCUCACCCGCCUGGCAACUAAGAAGAAGAUCUUUCAGGAGCCUAAGAAAGCCAACCAGGUGGAGCAGGUGCUGGCGGAGUAUGCCAAGUGCAUAAAGCGGUGCAGCCAGGCUGGAGGCCAGAUGACGGGGGCUCUGCUGCUUUCUGUAGUUGGAGGCAAAAUGAGUGAAGGGAUCAACUUCUCGGAUGACCUGGGAAGGUGUGUGAUUAUGGUGGGAAUGCCUUACCCCAACAUUAAAUCUCCCGAGCUUCAAGAGAAAAUGACUUGGCUUGAUAAAACAAUGCCAAGAUCUGCUAGCCAGGCACCUAGCAGAGUGCUGAUUGAAAACCUGUGCAUGAAGGCAGUAAACCAGUCAAUAGGAAGAGCCAUUCGCCACCAGAAGGACUACGCAAGCAUCCUGCUCCUGGACCACAGGUAUGCACGCCCUGCCAUCCUUAACAAGCUGCCACAGUGGAUCAGGGAGAGAAUCCAGGUCAAGCCUGCCUUUGGAUCAGCUUUUGCAGAGUUAAGAAAGUUCCACCGAGGGAAAUCAGACUGACGCAGACCAGAGAAGCGGGCUGUCGGUCAACUCUGUGAUCCACACCUUUUGAAGAACACCCAAAGCAAUGCAGGUUCCUGUUUUUCUGUUCCAAGAAGUUUGUUAACCUCCUUUCUGCCCCCUUUGAUUGUCGUUCAGUAUGAGCACUUGGCCUUCACCACCACAGCCAGGAGGGAAAACGGUUGCAGGACCAACGCUGGUGAAGGUAGCAGGAGGCUCCUAUUUGUUUACAGCUGUUAAGGUUUUAUUUAAGUCUAUUAAAUAUUUUCAGCCCAGA
Molecule: messenger RNA, 5133 nt
Organism: Gallus gallus (chicken)
Lineage: Eukaryota; Metazoa; Chordata; Aves; Galliformes; Phasianidae
Gene: DDX11
Product: DEAD/H-box helicase 11
Exons: 30
Coding region: 2124-4856 (910 amino acids)
Biological process (GO): establishment of sister chromatid cohesion; nucleobase-containing compound metabolic process
Cellular component (GO): nucleus
Molecular function (GO): DNA helicase activity; hydrolase activity, acting on acid anhydrides, in phosphorus-containing anhydrides; DNA binding
Source: RefSeq, a predicted model, not a curated record